This is a messenger RNA of Mauremys reevesii (Reeves's turtle), 1775 nucleotides long. Its product is annotated as protein lava lamp-like. The transcript is spliced from 11 exons. NCBI's taxonomy places the organism in Eukaryota, Metazoa, Chordata, Testudines, Geoemydidae. Bases 118 to 1596 code for a protein of 492 amino acids. The record is from RefSeq and is a predicted model, not a curated record.
GAUUCAGAUGAAACGCUGAUGUUGUCAGAGACAGAAACAACAGCAUCACAAUGCUCCUCUAUUGGAUCCUUUGCAGUAAUGAAUUAGGAAAGUCCUGGCUUAAACCAUGGGAUUAAGAUGAUUGCAGCAUUGUCAAAGAGCGCAUAUGGCAGUGGCACAUCAUCAUCGGCAGACAGGGUUUCUAACAUUCAUAAGGCAACAGAGACAGAAGAAUCUCAGGAUAUAUCCGUGCAUCUGCUGCAAUCCCUGGUUGAGAGAGCAGAGGAAAUUAAUCAGCUCACAAAGAAAGUGCAGAUUGAGAACCAGCAGCAGUUGGAGGAAUGGUGCCUACGUUCUGCAGAAAAUGAAAGGUUCAAAAGGGAGCAGGAGGCAAGGAGUUUUAAGGAAAAGAUGGCAACCCCCAGUCACCUCAGCUUGGACCACAGCUCAGCUUUAAUACUACAGCAGCAAAUUGUGAGUCUUAAGAAUCAGGUCGGUGAUCUUCUGGAGGCCAAUGAGGCUGCUGUUCUGGAGCUGGCAAAUGCAGACGAAGAGAUUUCACAACUGAAAAAUGAAAUGGCUCAGUUAAAAUCUGAAUAUCUGCAGAAGAUAAAAGAAUCCAAAGAAGAAAAUAAUCUUCUCAAGGAAAUGAUGAACACAGUGAGCAAGAGGCACACUCCACUAGCAACCUAUGAUCAGGACCUUCAUGAGGAGAUUUUUCAACUAAGACGCGAGUCCAGGAGGUUGAGAGAACUCUGUCACCAACUAAGUGAGGAAAACCACAGACUGAAAGAAGAGCUAUGGGAUGUUAAGAGAGAAUAUGAACGGCUAGCAGAGAUGGCAACAGCCAGAAAGAAAGGCCAGACCACAACAUUAAUUCCUUGGACUGAUCUUUGCAAAAAAGACACACAGACUAGAAUUCUAUCAUCAGUGCAGUAUGGCAGGAAAGAAGGUUUACAAACAGAUGAGACGAAUGGAAUUCCCAGCAGCAGAAUGGUGUCUAUACUCAAAGUUUACAGCCCCCAUGCGUGUGAUGAAAGGCAACAAGAAUGUUCUAAAAGCAAUGCCUCCUCAGUGUCUAUGAAUAGUGAGUCUACAGAGAUUCUGAUCACUGGAUACCAUGAUACAGGCUUGAAGAAAGAAUCUAAGAGAAACACAAAAGAUGGUGCAUGUGAGGAGAUCCCAGAACCGUGUGAUGAUGAUUUGUCUGCAGUCAGUCAGCAAAAUAGGACACAUCAUCAGAACUCUCUACAGCAUGAUGCAGAUAUAACAACAGGCAGCCUCUCUGCAAUGGAUACCUGCAGUAAAAGUGCCAUGAGCAGGACUCCUGUGGGUAAGAUGGUGUUACCAGGACGACCAUUUGCACCAAGAAAUGUUACAGACUUGAAAGUUGGAAACCUGGUGAAAUUCUCCCAUCCAGCAGGGAAAAUCAGUAAAGGAACAAUCAAGUACUUGGGGCACCUGCUUGGGAGAGAGGAUGUAUAUCUUGGGGUAGAACUGGAGGGCAGCGAAGGGGGAAAACAUGAUGGAACAUUUCAGGGAACACGAUACUAUCUCUGCAAACCUAACAAAGGAGUAUUUGUGAACUUCAGCAAGGUCAUUAUGGCAUGGGAAUAAUGAAUCCAGGACAAACCCCUCAUAUAAGCCUAUGGACUUUUACAGCAAGUUACUGGCAUGCUAUGCCUUUUGACUAUCUGCAAAGAAACUAAUUACAUUGUUAUACACAGUGCAUUUGCUAAAAGUCUAUUGAUGUAUUCUCUACACAUUUUUAUAGAAAUGUUUAUUUUAAAAUAUUU